Molecule: messenger RNA, 945 nt
Organism: Closterium sp. Naga37s-1
Lineage: Eukaryota; Viridiplantae; Streptophyta; Zygnematophyceae; Desmidiales; Closteriaceae
Source: the annotation of a GenBank genome assembly
AUGGCCUUGCCAGCCGCUGCUCAUUCUCUCUUCCCCGCCCGUCGCAAUGGCUUCUCCUCCAGUCGCCCUCGCUUCCCCGCCCGUCGCCUUCUCUCCCCCUCCCAUAGCUCGUCUUUAUCCCCUCCAUUCCCCCACCCUAAGCUCUCUCUCUUCCCCCCUGCUCACUCUCUUCCCCCCCUUCACUCUCUUCUCUCCUGUUCACUCCCAUUCCCCCUGCUCACUCCCUCUAUCCUCACCCCCUUCCGCGCGACGUCUCCCUUCCCCCGGGUCCCCGCUCCUCCCUCUCCCCCCUCUCCCGCCCCCCUCUUCGCGCCCCACUCUGCCCCGCUCCCCGUACCAGGCCAGGAGCUGGCGCAGCGAUUCGCGGCGAUGGGUGCGCGGCUGAUCCUCUCCGCGCGCUCCGCGGAGCGCCUGCAGGCGGUGGGCGCCUCCUGCUGCGGAACGCACGCGCCGGAGGGGGUGGUGGUGCUGCCGUUCGACCUCAAAGGGGGAGCAGACGUGCUGCACGACGCAGUGCGCCAGGCGGAAAGCGUGCUCCGCGGGGAGGAGGCGCGUGGAGAGGAAGGGCCGUGCGGAGCUAAAUUCCCUUCUCCCCCUCCUCGUCCCCCCUCCCCCCCCACCCUUCCCCGCCUUUCCUCUCUCUUCCCCCCUUUCCCGCUCGCCAUGCUAGAAGUCAACGUGGCUCGUUGCUCGCCCCGUCAGGUCGACCACCCUCUCUCCCUCCCCCUUCCCCUCCUUCCCCCCUUUCCUCUCUCUCUCUCCGCGUCCUACAUUCGCUCCCUUCCCUCCCCUCAUCAGGGCAUGUUCGAUGUCAACGAGGUGGCCACCAUAAGGCUCAUGUGUUACACCUCUCCUUGCUCUCUCCCCCUCUCUGUUCCGCUCCUCCUUCUGCCUGCAUCCUCCCCCCCCCCUCCUCUUCCUUUUCCCCCCAUCAGGGCAUGUUAG